AUGGUGCAGCCGCUUUGGCACUGUCGAAAGGUCGAUCAGUCCUCUAAGAAAGAUGCGUCCUGGUUUGACCACCGAGGCAACGUGCUGCAGCAUGCCAAUCAACGAUCGCAGCUCGCGCUUCGUGCAGCUGCUCCAUCUGUGAAAAUUCCUCCUGUUGAUCAAACUGUGAACGAGGGUGCAGACUUUGUAGAAUUCAACUGCACUUUUGCUCAGAAAGAACCUGAACCGACCUUUAGCUGGACAUUUACCAACAAUGAUGGUCACAUGGAGACAGUAAAAGAGCAGCCACCACCUUUUCCAAAUGCAAGGACAAGUAUUAUUAGAGUAUAUUCAAUUUCAAGGGACAAAAGUGGCCGUUAUGAUUGUGUUCUUGAGAAUGAAUUUGACAAAAUCACUUCAUCAGCACAUUUGACUGUACAAUAUUUUGAUGGUGUCAGUCUUAGUGUUAUUCCAAGCAAUGAACUUGUAUCUAAAGAACUAGGAACUUUAGUCAUCAACGUGUCAUCAGUUCCAGCUGCAACUGAAAUACGUCUGAGUCGAAAUAAUGUUGUACUCUUCUCAUCAUCUAACGGAAAUCUCAACAAAUCAAUAGGAACUGUCACAGUGAAUGAGAACAAUCACGUACAGUACGUCUUUACUGUUGAUAAAAGCUGGAAUACUACAGUAACAGCAUAUGCGAAGCAUCCACUGGGAAGUAAUACAUCAACUCAAGUAAUAACUGUACUUGCUCCUCCAGGUCGUCCAAUUGAUGUGUCUGUAAACACCUCUUGUUAUAACAAUAAUAACAGUUUACUGGUUACGUGGACUGUGUACAGUAAUGGUGGACGCGACAUCAGCAAUUACACACUGAGAUGGAGGAAAGGUUGUAGUAAUACUACAACUACAUUGCUCAACUCAAAGACAUGGAUGGUAUCAAACAAUGCUAGAUUUACACAGCAAAGAGGCAGUUACAUAAUACCAGGACUGGAUGGUAACACAACAUAUUGUAUAGACGUGGAAGCAACAAAUAGUAUUGGACCAAUGUCGACGACAGUCAAAGCAACUACACUGUCUGUCCCAAAGCAGCCUAAACUUCAAUGUAAUCCCACGUUGACCACAAAUACAAGUGUAGCAAUAGCUUGGGUAGUCAGCAGCAAUGGUGGUGACGACGUCUCACAUUAUGCUGUAGUACUGAGUAGAGAUCUGAAUUUCACACAGACAGCUUAUUCAAAGACUCUGUUUGUGGUUGACAAUUCUGAGUUGACACAGAAGGGUGGAAUGGUUACUGUGCCAGGUCUUUCUGGUGGAACAACAUAUUAUGCAAAGGUUGUUGCAAGAAAUUGUGUUGGUGCUAGUGUUCCUGCUACUCAGCCUUGCUCUACACGCUGUGGUCCAUUAUUGCAGCCGCGAGCAGCCAAAGAAGUAUUAUUGUCUGAUGACACCAUAACACUGGCAGUAAAGGCUCCUGACUUGAAUUGUCAAAUUGACAAAUACAUUGUUAAAGACGUAGCGUCUGCUGACGAACUCCAGUCAUCAUAUUCUGUUGAGAAUGGUAUUGUAACUAUUACCAUAACGGGACUGGGGGCAGGAGCAAACUAUACAGUUCAAGUGUAUGCAGUAGAUCAAUCACAGGAACGUCCAAUAGGGAAACCAGUCACAUUUCAAAUAUCAAGCCAAGAUAAAGGUGAAGGAGAUGAUGAGAAAGUUGUGGUUAUUUCAGUUUCAGUCACUGUUUCUUUCACUGGUUGUGGUGUGCUGGUGUUUGUUGGAUGUUAUUGUGUUUAUCGAAACAAGAGGAAUAAAAGGAACAAUCGAACACAGGAAGGGGGACAAACAACAACAGAUGUUAAAGUUACAACAACAGCGUCAGUUGCAUAUGUAAAUGCACCUGAUGGUGUGUUGGUAAAAGCUAGCAUAGAGCAUUCGUCAGAUACACGUACAUAUGGUCAUGUGGGGCAUGUACCCAGGGACAAACCAGCUCCACAUGAACCUGACUCGAUGGUUGCAAAAAAAGGUGGCACAUAUACGCAGCCACAAGUUCUUACACCACGAACACAGACAUGUGCUCAAGGUCAACUUGACUCGAAAUCUGCAAGAACGGGUGUCACAUAUGCGGAGCCACAAUUUCCUUCCGAGGACGAACGGGUUCCAGCCAGGAGGCCUAUGAGAUCCGUUCCGUACCAACAGAUCGAUGUUGUAGCCACAAAAAAUCUUAAACUCGAAAGAGAUAAGAAUUCGAGUCCUGAAACUCAAUGGCUUACUUUACCAGGUGAGAAUCACUCACGAUACAGUUCCAGUGGGGACGAAGAGUCACAUGAGGAAGCUCUUUGAAUGCGUGACUAAUCAUUGUUGCAUUAUAUGCGUAGUUAGUAUAUGGGCAGGUCUGUCUCGAUCGUUUUGUGUAGUGACAUAGGGAGCAGUUUGGGUACAAGCGUCUAGUUAUGUAUAAACGCUAUGGUCAUUUGGUAUCGACAUAUAUCUAUCAAUCUCUUGGAUCUAA
Corticium candelabrum is the source of this 2479-nucleotide messenger RNA. RefSeq lists its product as uncharacterized. The coding region runs from base 1 to 2310 and encodes 769 amino acids. The transcript is spliced from 8 exons. The record is from RefSeq and is a predicted model, not a curated record. NCBI's taxonomy places the organism in Eukaryota, Metazoa, Porifera, Homoscleromorpha, Homosclerophorida, Plakinidae. Gene Ontology annotation, molecular function: protein binding. Gene Ontology annotation, biological process: cell-cell adhesion.